AUGAGGCCGCCGUUUUACCUCGCAGCCAGCGCUUGCGCCCUCUUGUGGCCAGGCAUCGAGGCGGCAGCGACGCCCUGCUCGAUCGAGGCUCUGCAGGCUGCCCUGCCUUCGGACGCGAGCGUCCUUGUGGCCGAGCAAGUUGCCAGUGGUGGCUCCUUCGGCGAAGGGGCAGCGGAUAUCCCGUAUCCCAGAGACCCUACCAACCUCCCCGAGACUUGUGCCGUCAUCGUCAACGUGACAAGCUCGGCGUCGUCGAGUUUCCGCUUCAGCGUGUUCUUGCCCACGCAGUGGAACGGGCGGUUCCUGCAGGUUGGCAACGGCGGGUUUGCUGGAGGCAUCAACUUCCUGGACAUGGGCGCCGGCGUGCGUUACGGCUUCGCGGUGGCGUCCACCGACACUGGGCAUAAUUCGAGCACCUCGGACCUGACGUGGGCACUGCGCCAGCCCGAGAAGCGGUUGGACUUCGGCUACCGCGCAAUCCACGGCUCGGUGGUGCUCGGCAAGGCCCUGACAGAGGCCUUCUACGGCCAGGCAAUCCGGUUUUCAUACUACUCUGGCGCUUCGACCGGGGGUAGGCAGGGGCUACGGGAAGCCCAGUACGACCCCGAGUCCUUCGACGGGUUGCUGAUUGGAGCACCCGCCUGGUGGACCAGCCAUCUUCAGCCGUGGACAACCAAGAUGGGCUCUUACAACCUGCCCACCGACGCAGCCGGGCACAUAGCCCCGUCACUAUUCAAGACGAUCGGCGCCGAGGCGAUCCGGCAGUGCGACUCUCUGGACGGGGUCCAAGACGGCAUCAUCAGCUCGCCAGAGCUGUGUGAGUUCGACGCGGACGCCCUGCUGUGCGGGUCCGCCCGGGCGAAUGCCUCGUCGUGUCUGACGGGAGCUCAGCUAGCCACGCUGGACAGCAUCUACGCCGACUACCAUGCUGAGGGACGGUUCGCGUUCCCGGGCCUGGAGGUCGGCUCGGAGGCGCAGUGGGGUGUUUUGCUCGGAGGAUCCUCGCCCAGUCCCCUGGGGGACGGAUAUUCGCAGUACUUUGUGCUGGACGACCCGGACUGGACGUGGAGGCAGUACAACGACAGCAUCGUCUGGCAGGCGGACGCUGAAGACCCGGGCAACUGCACGGCGGACCACUACGAGGCCAUGAGGGCAGUCAUGGAGAGGGGCAGCAAGAUCGUCAUGUUCCAUGGGUCGUCCGACGCCCUGAUCGCAACCAGGUCCUCCAACGUGCUGUACAGCCGCGUGGCAGGAGCCCUGGGAGGGUAUGACCAGCUGCAGAGCUGGUUCCGGUAUUUUGUUGUGCCUGGUCUGCAGCACGUGACGGGGACGUCAAACGACGCUCCGUGGUACUUUGCAGGGCCGAACUCGGCCGCCUCUCUAGGGACCGAUAUCUACUCAACCCCGGGAUUCACAGACCCGGAGCAUGAUGCCCUCCUGGCCUUGAUGAGGUGGGUUGAGGAUGGUGUGUCGGUAGACCAGAUUAUUGCGACCACGUGGCACAACUCGACGGACCCGGCGUCGGGUGUCUUGAGGCAGCGGCCGUUGUGUCCCUUCCCCAACAAGGCUGUCUAUGACGGCAAGGGAGAUGUGGACGACGCAAAGAGCUGGACCUGCUCAGGGCGAGGGCAUGUGCAGCUUGUGUAA
Diaporthe citri is the source of this 1647-nucleotide messenger RNA. RefSeq lists its product as uncharacterized. The record is from RefSeq and is a predicted model, not a curated record. NCBI's taxonomy places the organism in Eukaryota, Fungi, Ascomycota, Sordariomycetes, Diaporthales, Diaporthaceae. The transcript has a single exon. The coding region runs from base 1 to 1647 and encodes 548 amino acids.